Messenger RNA from Trachemys scripta elegans, 4251 nucleotides. RefSeq names its product PDZ domain containing 7 (gene PDZD7). Lineage: Eukaryota; Metazoa; Chordata; Testudines; Emydidae. The record is from RefSeq and is a predicted model, not a curated record. Gene Ontology annotation, molecular function: protein binding. Gene Ontology annotation, biological process: auditory receptor cell stereocilium organization; sensory perception of sound. Gene Ontology annotation, cellular component: stereocilium tip; stereocilia ankle link complex; plasma membrane. The transcript is spliced from 16 exons. The coding region runs from base 367 to 3075 and encodes 902 amino acids.
GGCGGAGCAGCCUCGGCCCGGUGGCUCUGCCAGGUGAGGGGGCUGGCAGGCUGCAGAGCAACAUGGAGAAAGGCACAGGAACGGCGCCGUCGCGUGAGGCCCCCGGACGGAGCUGAGACCUGACGGGAAACGCGGCCCCAACCCCCUUUCACGCCCACCCGGAGGAACAUGUCACUGGGCUACGUCAGGCCCCCACUUCCAUUGGCGGGACGAAACCCGAGCAGCCAAAAUGUAACAAUCCGCCCCGCCCGCCCGACGGAAUCAGGCUUUCCCAGGGCAGGGGGCAGGGUCCUUCCCUGCUCCCCCGCUGAAGACGUCCCCCGAACGCCGGGGUCCCUCCAUGACUAGCGGCCGCCCUGCCCCGCCAUGGCACACGGUUCCGACUCUGUGCUGAGGGACGCGGCCUGCCCCACCCACUCCCGCAGCUCGGGCAGCGACGCCAGCGCGGCCACCCGCUACCUGCUGAGGAAGCAGAACCGGCUGGUGAACGGGCACCCGCGGGGCAUCCGCACCUCGUCGCCCAUGGGACGGGUCAUUCUCAUCAACUCGCCCAUCGAAGCCACCGGCGAUGAGAGCGACGUGAUCAACGCCAUCACGGUGGAGAAGAGCGCGGACGGGAAGCUGGGCUUCAGCGUGCGGGGCGGCUCGGAGCACGGGCUGGGCAUCUUCGUCAGCAAAGUGGAGGAGGGCAGCAGCGCCGACCUGGCCGGCCUGUGCAUCGGGGACAAAAUCACAGAGGUGAACAGCGUGAGCUUGGAGAGCAUCACCAUGGGGAGUGCCAUCAAGGUCUUGACUGGGAACAACCGGCUGCGGAUGAUGGUGAGACGCAUGGGAAAGGUGCCAGGGAUUAAAUUCUCCCGAGAAAAGACCACCUGGGUGGAUGUCGUGAACAGGCGCCUGGUCGUGGAGAAGAGCGGCUCGACCCCGUCGGACAGCAGCUCCGAGGGCGGCGUGAGGCGCAUGGUCCAUCUCUACACCACCUCCGAUGACUACUGUCUGGGCUUCAACAUCCGCGGGGGCAAGGAGUUCGGCCUCGGCAUCUAUGUCUCCAGUGUCGACCCCGGCGGGCUGGCGGAGCAGAACGGGAUCAGAGUGGGAGAUCAAGUCCUUGCAGCCAACGGAGUCAAGUUCGACGCCAUCAGCCAUAGCAAGGCAGUGGAAGUGCUAAAGGGGCAGACGCACAUCAUGCUGACCAUCCGGGAGACGGGCCGCUUCCCCGCCUACAAGGAGAUGGUGGCCGAGUACUGCUGGCUCAGUCGGUUGACCAAUGGCCAACUGCAGCAGCUCUCGCAGGCCUCAGAGACCAGCUCCUCCAUCUCCUCCUACUCCUCGGGUACCCCCCACAGCUCCCUGGACGGGCGGCCCCAGACCCUGCUCUCCAGCCCCUCCCCAGCCCACAUGGUGGAUGUCUCCAUCUCCACGGAGGACCCUCCGGCGCGCAGCCGCUCCCUGGAGCGAGUGGAGACGGCCAUGCAGACGGACCUGCCCCCCGAGACCCGGCGCACCGUGCACCCGCCGGAGAUCCUGAAGGACACGGCCAUCCGGGCCGAGAGCCUCCGGGACCCGCUCCCCAGCAAGAAGCACAGGCCCUUCUCCGGCUCGCCCCGGAUGGCCCUGCUCCUGGCACUGAGCCGGCCCCGGCAGCCCCUCAAGAGAUCCCAGAGCUACCUCACCGUGGGCGAGGAGAAGAGGCAGGAGCCACCAGCGCCCGCCGAGGACAAGGCCGGACUGCGGCGCUCCAAGACCCUCGUCAACCUCUUCUUCCGAGGCAGCCGGGCGAAGCAGAGCUGGGCGCCAGGCAGUGAGGGGGCUGGGCCGCCAGGGCGCAGGAGACGGGCCAGGUCCCCGGCCAGCCCGGAGCGGGAGAAAGACAAAGGCCGUCCCAUCAGUUUCCUGGGCUCCCCGGGGCGCACCGGCCGCGAGCCCAGCCCAGCCGCUGAGAGCUGCCUCCCACUCCUCCGGGACAUGGCCGGGAAGCUGCUGACGGAGGAUGAGGUGACGGCCGUGCUCCGCCACUGCACCCGGUAUGUCCAUGAAGGUGGGGUGGAGGACUUGGUGAGGCCGCUCCUGGCCAUCCUGGACCGACCUGAGAAACUCCUGCUUCUGAGGGAUGUCAGGAGCCUGGUCACCUCCACCGACCUGGGCCGCUUCGACAGCAUGGUCGUGCCACUGGAGCUGGAGGCGUACGACACCCUGAAGAGCAGAGCAGGGAAAUCGCCCGCGCUCCGCCCGGCGCAGCAGGAAAUGCCUCCCAGGAGACACCUCAUCACACCCGUGCCUGACCGCCGGGGAGGUUUCCUGCUACAGCCGCUCCAGGCCCCGGAGCCGGGGGGCGCCGAGGAGGAGGUGGGGCUGGUGCCGAGGGCAGGGCCGGAGCGGCUGAAGGGCUCCCGCAGACAGACUCACCCGCGCGGCUACACGCCCCUGCCCGACGUGCCCGUGGACGCCUGCGCUGCCCCCUCCAGCCCCCCUGCAUCUCCAGCUGCCAGUGGGCCCAGCUGGCUGCUGGCGGAGCCUGCCCAGAGCCCGGGACUGGUGCCACGACCCGACCCCUCCGCAGAGGCGUUGGCACAGCCGGCAGGGCAGGGCGGCGAGCGGCCGCGUGCCCCCAGCUCCCCCGACGGGCAGGGGGAGGCCGAGUCAGGGGAGGACUGGCUCUACGCGGGGCUCAGCAAGCCCAGGCGGGCCCGGCCACGGCUCUGCCAGCUGUUCGCGGGCACCUCGGUGCCCAGCCAAGGGGCCCAGGGGGUAGAGGGGCUGGCCCACAAUGGCCCGGCCGAGGAGGAGUGCGAGCUGAUGACUGUCCGCCUCUCCAAGCUCAGGCAGUCCUUGGGGAUCAGCAUCUCGGGCGGGAUCGAGUCCAAGGUGCAGCCGAUGGUGAGAAUCGAGAAGAUCUUUCCUGGAGGGGCGGCAUUCCUGAGCGGGGUCCUGAAGGCUGGGGCCGAGCUGGUGUCGGUGGACGGGGCAAGCCUGCAGAAGGUCACCCACCAGCGAGCGGUGGACCUCAUCCGCCAGGCCUACAGGACCAACCGGCAGGCGCCCAUGGAGCUGGUGGUGAAGGUGCCCAAGGCGUGACACAGGCCAGCCAGGGACGGUGCCAGGCCGGCAGCGACGGCUGAGGGGACAGCCAGACAGACGUCUUCCAGGCCCACGGGAGGACAAGCAGAGCCUGCGGCGACGGGCAUCCAGCCCCACGAGCCUGACUGCAGCCUGGCAGGAGUGGGGGAAGAGCCCCCCCCCGGCUCAGUGCGCUGCCCGAGAGCACCAGGUGGCCUCAGCCGGGCCUGGGCCUGGAACGUCCUUGACAUGCUGGUCUUGGCUUCAUGGGCAAGACUCAGCCCCGGGGGCAGGGGGAGCAGCAGGGGGCUACCAUGCCAUGGGGCUGCAACCCAUGCCUACCCCGCACCUUCCCCAGCUGAGCCAGGCUGCCCCCACGUGUCGCCUCCUGCAGGUGACAGGUCACCGUGUUAUACUGGCCCUCCCUGCCUGCCCCUGCUGGGCUAGUGAGGGGGCCGGGCCGGCCCCUAGGUGGACCAUGUGGCACCAGCGAGGGUGCAGGGUGGCUGCUCAGCUCCCGCAGGAGGGGUCACGGGGUUGGGACUGUCCUUGCUCCAGCAGCCCUGGGGGGGAGGCUGGAAGGGCAGCGCCCGAGGCCCCCUAUGUGCCGCAGUCCAGCUGGCACCUCGCAGGCCGGGGCAUCUCCCAGCCACGGCCCCACAAUCCCUCUCUGAGCUGGGGGGCCCGGGAGAGGCUAAAAGCCCUACUACUGCUGCCAGGAGCUGCUGGGGGGCUGUCCUGCUCCCCUGCCACAGCCUGGCUGGGGCGAGGGGGGGGACCAUUGCUUUGAGCAGGCUGCUUGUGCAAUGACCCCCCCAUACCCCUGCCCCCCGGGGAGCGCUCUACUAGCCGGCUCCCACUGUAGGUUGUUAACCUGUGUGGGGCACCCCAUGCACUUUACAGGUACCCGGGUUCAGCCAGCCCCUGGCAUCUCACAGAAGAGGGCGAGGGGCAGCAGGGCAAUGGCCCGUGGGGGGUGCUCACAUUGCCCCCCUCCCCCCCAAGACACACACACAUCUCUUAAAAACAGAGGGGUGGGUUUUAUUAGCACGUUCCUCUUGGUUUGUACAAGAAAUUUACACAGCCUGAGAACCAGACAAGGUCAGAAAUAAAGUAAAAAAACCCCGACCCACCGGCUGGCGCUGCCCGGGGCAGGGGGGAGGAUUGGUAACAAAUGGAUGGACCCAGCCCAGA